AUGCUUACAACGCCCGUUCCAACAACUGUAAUAUCACUUGAUGAUUUGCCUUCGUCAUCGUCAAAAAAACUCAUAACAACUACAGAAAAGGCAAAGUCUAAAUUGUCAACAGCGACAUCAGCAACAUCGAAAUAUACCGUUGGUGGGAAAAGGAGUCAAAAGCCAAUUCAUGAGAGUGACGUUGACAUGGAAAACCUCCCCGUAAUUCACGGUUCAUUUGAAAUAACAAAGACUGACGCUGACAUCGCACAAAAACGUUCUGGUGCAAAUCAAAGGCCAGCAUCGACUGCAUCAUUAACGCCAAGCACGUUAAAACCAUUUUUCAUCAGCCCCGCAUCAUCAAUUAAAAUAAAGCCUAACGAAAUGCACUCAACAGUAGCUCCAACGGUAAGUGAAAAUAUUUUGGAAAUGUUUUUGCAACAUCAAAAGCAACAAAUUCAGAAGAAGAUCAAAGAGCCGGUCACAGCAAAAAUUGAGAAAACGAAUAAAAAUGGGGAAACGAUGCUUGGAAAAACUCAUGCUUCAAGUACCACCACUGCCACCCCCACUACUGAGAACUCAAAAAGCGCUGAUAGCCCGAUCAUUUCAAUAUCAUCAACCUCUUCAACAACCGUACGUGAAAUUUCUCCACUUCCCCUCGAUUUUCAACUGAGUAAAAAUCUACCCCAACUGGAUGUAAGUCUCUUCACAAGCGCUCCAAUAUUGGACAAUGAACCAUGGCGUCCGAUUAAUCCAUCGUCAUCACAAGUAAACGCAGCAACAGCAAACUUAUAUCCAAAAGUCACGACAUCGUCAAAUGUUGAUUCAUCUUCUGUAUCACCUGACAUACUUCACAGUCCUUUUAAUCCAAACCCUCCAGAGACAGUUUUGUAUCGAAAUAAGUUUGUUGAUCCCGACAUGAUACAUCCACUCAACACCACAAGCGAUUCAGAUUCGGUGUUGUAUCAAAGCUUUUACAAUCCUGAGUUCUCUGUUGGGGAAUUGGCAAUUGAAAAGUUAGGCAUUGCUGAUGUUAAACCUUAUCCGCUCCCGGUAAAUAAAAUCGAUUUAAAUGAAAUCCAAAGGGUACCCGACUUUAAACCGCUCUCGCCUGGAGAGACAAACAAAACCGAAAGCACAAAAAUAAAUUAUGACAUGGAUAAGUUUGAGCACUUGGGAGGUGGUGUAAUUGCAAAAAAACCAGAAACGAACGAAGAAUUGUUGGUUGAUGGAGAAAAUGUGAAUGAUUCGCUUGAUGUUAUUCAUGAGAAUGAAGAAAAGAAGACGAGAAAUACCACAGAGACGAGUCUUGCUGACAUUUUCCAAGAAUUAUUAGACUUAGAUGACACAAACGACACUUUGAAUUUUAAUAAAACCGACGACAACAAGCUAGAAUCGAGGAUAGCUUUGGAAGAUUCAGUAGAGAAUUUAUCCACUGAGCAAAUCUUGACGACAACUGAGAGAUUAAAUUUCAUGAACAUGAAAGAUUUCAUAGUGCAAAUGCAGAAAAAUAAAUCGAAUGAAGAGGUGAACGAAGAGAACUUGGAAUUAUCAUCGUUCGAGAUGAUUUCUGGUAGCAGCAUGCAAACGACAGCAAAACCAACAACAGCAUUCAUUCAGGUCGAAACAAUGAAAAACUCUCCAUCAACAGCUGUUACCGUGCCUCAAACCACUGCACCAUCUCCACAACUCUUUCCAGCGAUAUCAAAAUGGGAAUUUGUCAAUGGAACACAAGCUAAUGUAACUGAAGCAAGCAUAACGAAGAAAGUCUUCAAUGAGACAUUACAAGCUGUCAUCGUUGAGAACUCACAAACCACAGCAUCUCACGAAAGUCGAGUUGAUAACUCGAAAGAUAAUCGAACAGUUGAUAAAACAAAUUUACAACAAUUGUCAUCAAUUUUCGAUACACUGGCUGCAAAGCUUGGGAUUAAGCCAAUCGAUUUAGCAAGCAAAAUGCCACCGUUCUCACAGCAUAAUAAAUUUCGUAACAAUAAUCGCACAACAAGAAAGCCAAGUACAACUGCAAUCAGAAAGCAACGUCCCACGACAAGAAUAUCAACAACCAAAGCUACACCUACACCUUCUGUCUACCGUGAAAUGACAAAAAUGACAAGUAGUAGCGAAUUUUCUUUGGAACCGAUGAUGGGACAUGCAGAAGUUGAGCCAGUUGAUCCAACAAAAUACGAAGAAAUUCUUUCGCUUAUGUCAUCAUCUCCCAUUACAAGAUUUACGUCAACGACUCCUUCACUUGUGACACUUUUACCAGUAAAAUCUAAUUCCGGAAUACGAAACUUCAAUCCUCGAGUCAAAUUAUCAUCACGUCCCCAAGAGAUUGACGAGAUCAGAAAUUUAGAGACGGUUGUAAAAGCGUCAGUGAAUUUCAAUGCCUAA
Molecule: messenger RNA, 2370 nt
Organism: Clunio marinus
Lineage: Eukaryota; Metazoa; Arthropoda; Insecta; Diptera; Chironomidae
Source: the annotation of a GenBank genome assembly